AAAAUUAAGAAGUAUUAGGAUAAAUUCAAACAGUAGGACGCGGUCAGAAAUUCAUAUCGUAUGAUAACAUCGCCUCAUAUGAAGAUAAAACAGAAGUCACAAUGGCAUUAACAAGAUUUCAGGUGUCAGUCCUUUCAGCAUGUUUAGCAUUUCCCAUUCUACUGUUGAUGAAAGUGAUUGGUGGAGUAGACAAUGCAGCAGCAAUACUUGUAGUAGGCAUCGUGUCCCUGCUUGUCGUUUUCCUGGUACCUCGGUUAUACUUCAGUGACGGUCCACCAAAACAUGACCCUUUUUACAAUGUUUGGAGUAUUUUCCUUUUUGCUUCUUUAGUGGAUACCACUAUUGCAUUAGAGAAUGAUGGCUACAUUGGGAAAUACAUGCAUUUCUACCUCCUGCAGGGAGAACCUUAUCUGAAAACUCCUUUUGGAACUAUGAUCAACUACUGGGAUGGUACCAUACACUUUGCUUUGGUUUUAUUUAUUCUGUCAAGGAAAAGUUAUGAUGAAGAAUAUAGACUUGCUUGUUUGUACUGGUGUGGUUCUAUAAUAAACAGUGUAGCUGUACUGGUACCUGGAGGAGCUAUAGGGAAAUAUGGUCCAAAAUGGUCUAUUCUCCUAAAUGUGCCUUAUAUAGUUAUACCAUUAUACAUCCUAUUCAAAGUAUUGAGUUCUCAUUCGGCGAGCAGGAGAAAUUUAUUAACAUCAAUAGGGACCAGAGUGAAAAAGGGACCAGUAGAAAUGCUAUUUAUUCUUUUCUUUGCAACUUGCAUUGUGGUUAAUGCAUUCAGAGCUGCUGUAACCUUAGGCUGUAAACAUGAUAUGACAAAGAACUACCUCAAAGACUUUGAACCCUUCUUAGCUGAAGAUACAUCUUUUCCUAAGAUGCAGAUGUUGGUUUACCUAUUUUACUUCUUGCCUUAUUAUGUGUAUGCCAUCUAUAGACUAUUGUAUCCAGGACCAACUAAUGGUUUGAUGAAAGAUUUGGCUGUAUUUCAUGCUGGGGCUGCUGCACAGGCCCAAUUUGUGUACCUGACAACAGCACACCAUAGUAGGACAGCAGCUAAUUAUCGUAUCCCAUCUACACCAGCAGCCCAGUAUUGUUUCUUGAUUAUCAACAUUGCUUUACUUGUUGUACCACAACUGUUUGCCUACAGAUGUAUAGCAGGACCUAAGAGAACAGAGAAAAUUACAGAUGAAUCAGUCAAGGAAGAUAACUCUUCAAGUCAAUCAUCAUACAAUCUUAGAAAUAGAAAAAAGUGAACACAAAUGAAUUAUAUCAUAUAUAGAA
Mytilus trossulus (common blue mussel) is the source of this 1287-nucleotide messenger RNA. RefSeq names its product transmembrane 6 superfamily member 1-like. Bases 102 to 1259 code for a protein of 385 amino acids. The record is from RefSeq and is a predicted model, not a curated record. Lineage: Eukaryota; Metazoa; Mollusca; Bivalvia; Mytilida; Mytilidae. The transcript is spliced from 8 exons.